CUGACUCAAAUAACACGCAACUAAAAUCCAUUGAAAUUGUCAACCUUUUUCACUAAACUAGACGCUUCCUCCCACCUACCCUACAGAUGGAUAAGAUUGAUUGGAUCCCAUAAUUCAGUUUUUCGCUCUCUUCUUCUUGUUAUAAGCUGAUCCCAAAUCCCACCCAUUCUUCAUAUUGUCACUUGUUGAGACUUAUCUUGUUCAAUAGGAAUUGGGAUAUAUCAACAUUCAUUUGGUUACAAACAGCUAAAUUUGAGAUGGGAGGAAGCAGAAUUUUGAUAAUUGGAGCAACUGGUUACAUUGGCCGCCAUGUGGCCAAUGCAGCCCUUGCUCAAGGCCACCCUACUUUCCUCCUUGUUAGGGAAUCCACAACAUCUAACCCUGAGAAGGCUCAAUUGCUAGAGUCCUUCACAUCCAAAGGAGCAACUCUGGUCCAUGGAUCCAUAGAUGAUUAUGCAAGCCUUGUGGAGGCAGUCAAGAAAGUGGAUGUGGUGAUUUCCACUGUGGGUGCUGAACAGAUAGCAGAUCAGUUCACUCUCAUCAAGGCCAUCAAGGCUGUUGGGACUGUCAAGAGGUUUUUCCCAUCAGAAUUUGGGAUUGAUGUUGAUAGACACCAUGCAGAGGAGCCUAUGAAGAGUAUGUUUGACUUGAAAGUUAAACUCCGUAGAACUAUUGAAGCAGAGAGCAUUCCAUACACAUAUGUUGUUCCCAACAGCUUUGCAGGCUACUUUCUUUCUAAUAUUGCCCAGCUUGGCCUAACAGCUCCUCCAAGAGACAAAGUUGUUAUUUAUGGAGAUGGAACUAGCAAAUCUGUAUAUUCGAAGGAAGAAGAUAUUGGUACAUUCACUAUCAAGGCAGUAGAUGAUCCAAGGACCUUGAACAAGAUCCUCUACUUGAGGCCUCCUGGAAAUACCAUCUCCACCAAUGAUCUUGUAGCCCUUUGGGAGUCAAAGAUAGGGAAGACUUUGGAGAAGGUCUAUCUAUCUGAGGAGCAGGUUCUUAAAUUAAUCCAAGAUACACCUAUGCCAGGAAAUUAUAUGGUAUGCAUUUUUCACACCAUUUAUGUGAAAGGGGAUCAAACCAAUUUUGAAAUUGGACCUGAUGGGGUUGAGGCCAGUGAGCUGUACCCAGAUGUCAAGUACACAACUGUUGAGGAGUAUCUCAGUGCUUUUCUGUGAAUUAUGUGAUAAUGACAUUGCAAACAAAUAAACAUUAUAAAUAUGUUAUCUUUUUAGGAAAAGAUCAUGCUUCCUGUGGCAAAUUCGUAAGAGGUUUUACUAGUUUAUUGAAAAUGAAUAGAAGGGUCUUUACUGAGGCUUGUUUAAGGGCUUUCUAAGUUGGAGAUGAAUGAUAUCAAUGAUUGAGGUCAUUUUUCAGAUGAAACAUUGGAGGACACAAAAAUAUAUUUAAGAUAUAAAAAUAUUGAAAAUAAUAUAAUUUCAGCUGUUAUGGA
Cryptomeria japonica (Japanese cedar) is the source of this 1453-nucleotide messenger RNA. RefSeq names its product phenylcoumaran benzylic ether reductase IRL1. The transcript is spliced from 5 exons. The coding region runs from base 258 to 1178 and encodes 306 amino acids. Lineage: Eukaryota; Viridiplantae; Streptophyta; Pinopsida; Cupressales; Cupressaceae. The record is from RefSeq and is a predicted model, not a curated record. Gene Ontology annotation, molecular function: oxidoreductase activity.